CCUAAACUAAACCUUUUUAAGGGUUCUUUUUCUGAGUGGCAUGAGAAAUGCAGAUAAUAUGGUUAAAGUGGAUGUCCCUUGCAGAAGUUAUAGGAAAGGUGAAAGUUUCAUUCAGUGUGAAUCAAGUCAUCCUGCUGUCACUGGAAACCUCCGAGGGUCAGCCUUGUGGAAGGGUUUAAAGGCAGCACUUCAGCAAUAAUCGGCUUAGGAGGACUUGCAUAGCUCCAUGGGCUGAAAAAGAGAUAAAAGAAAGCAGAGUUCCAGCUUGCCCAAAGAAAGGCAGUGAGCUGUGUGGUGCACAAUCAGCACACGCUUCUGAGGCUUUGGUUUGGACAAUUCCCUAAGUAGGGAUGCCUGUGGAUUUCAAUGGGUACUGGAAAAUGGUCAGCAAUGACAAUUUUGAGGAGUAUCUGAAAGCACUGGAUGUAAACGUUGCUGUCAGAAAAAUAGCAAACUUGGUGAAGCCUGACAAAGAAAUCCUUCAGAACGGGGAUCAUAUGAUCAUUAAAACUCUAAGCACUUUUAGAAACUACAUCAUGGAAUUUGAUAUAGGAAAGGAGUUUGAGGAGGAUUUAUCUGGGGUGGAUGAUCGCAAGUGCAUGACCACUGUAUCUUGGGAUGGAGAUAAACUUCUUUGUGUACAGAAUGGAGAAAAAGAAGGUCGUGGUUGGACCCAGUGGAUUGAAGGAGAUAAAAUGCACCUGGAAAUAAGAGCAUGUGGAGUCAUGUGUAAGCAGGUCUUUAAGAAGGUACAGUGAGCCCACUGCUGAUACAGAAGUGAAGAACAGUAGAAUUUACAGACUUACCAGCAAAUCUCCAAAUGCUAGUACUGAGCAUCAUCAGUGACGAGAGCAAACACAGAGAUGAAGAUCGCAUUAGAAAUGUGUAAUUAGAAUAUUUUUAAGAAAUAAUUUUGAAAAAAUAGCUGCAAAUAAAGUAUUUUUAGACAUGCCAAUAAAGAUACUAAACAC
Messenger RNA from Myiozetetes cayanensis, 971 nucleotides. RefSeq names its product retinol binding protein 1 (gene RBP1). Gene Ontology annotation, molecular function: fatty acid binding. Lineage: Eukaryota; Metazoa; Chordata; Aves; Passeriformes; Tyrannidae. The transcript is spliced from 4 exons. Gene Ontology annotation, biological process: fatty acid transport. Bases 351 to 758 code for a protein of 135 amino acids. Gene Ontology annotation, cellular component: cytosol; nucleus. The record is from RefSeq and is a predicted model, not a curated record.